CCACAUCCCUUAUAUUUACAACCUUCGUUGCAUUUACCCAUCCUCCUCCACCAUCAAUUUCCUCCGCCGGGAGAGUGCUGUGGAGUACAGACAUGGAGCAGCAGAUGGAACACCAGAAUCCCGGAGCCGACCGCAAAAGCCCGACUCCUGUUCCAAAUGCGGCUCCAAGCCCCUUCAAGUGUAAUGUCUGUCAGAGGAGCUACUCCCGAGUCGAUCACUUAGCUCGGCAUUUUCGUUCACAUACAGCUGAAAGGUCAUACCGUUGUGACGUUUGUUCGAAGUCGUUCACUAGAGCGGAUCUAUUGAAAAGGCAUGCUUCAGCUCAUACAGACAAUAGUCGACGCCGCAAAAGCAAUCAGCCACGUGCUGGCCGGGUCUCGCAAGCUUGUAAAGCAUGCGCAGGAGCAAAGCUGAAAUGCAAGGAAGAGAAACCUUGUCAAAGAUGUGUGUCCAAAGGAAUCAGAUGUGACUAUAACGAACAAGAACACAGAAAUGUGGAGUCUUGGCGAGGCGGAAGCAUCGAUGAAAAUAUUAUUCCAGGAAAUAAUAGUGCAAUGACAGACGCUGGAAGGACAAGCGAUAUGACUUUUGAUGCGGGAAACGGUGCAGGGCUCGAGGACUGGAUGCUGGGCAAUGCUCAUAAUGGCACUGGGCAGAAUGGUUCGAUUGGCAUGGAUCAGAUGCCCGGAAUGCUACCUCCAGAUCCUAACACAGCUGCGAUAAUGGAAGUCAAUGACAAUCUUUUCGCCGAUUUCCUAAGAGAAAUCAUGAUGCCACACCAAGCCGGACCUUACGAUGGUCAGAUGCACGUAGACGGAGCUGAAACUCCGUCCGCAGCAUUUCGUGAUCUCUUUUCCUUUGGCCAGGAUUCGAAUCUCGAACUCAACAAUCAAGACUACAACCUUAUGGACUUCUAUCAAGGAAAGAGCAUAGGAGAACCAUCCGUACCAAGACCACCAAAUCGUGCAUCAAUCUCAUUUCAAGCCGAGACACCCCAGUCAGAGGCUACGAAUCAACCAUCAACUGAGAGCCUAGCCCUGGGAACGGAGGCUUUCAAGCGAUCACUUUGGUGCUGGACUCCGGUGCGGCAAGAUGCUGGACAUCAAGAGCAAUCAAAUUUCAAUCUCCAACCGGAAGAUGCUCCCAAUCUAGGAACACAAUUUGUCGUUAGCGAGCAAGUGGCUGCUAAAGUUUUUGGGCCCGAAGCACGAGACAAGAUCGUUGCUAUGAUUCUCAGUACCUGUGAACGAGGCAACUUCCCGAAGGUUAUGUCAUCGUUCCCCUCAGCUGAGCUUUUGAACAGCUUGAUGCAGUGCUUUUUGGCUUCUCAUAUUGCGCAGAAUGAUACCUGGAUACAUCUGCCGACGCUGAAGAUAAACAAGCUCAGACCAGAGUUGCUGGCGAGCUUUCUGGCUGCUGGUGCCAUGUUUAGCUCCUCGCUUACGAUCAGAAAAUUGGGCUUUGCAAUUCAGGAGGCUGUUCGAUUCUCUGUGCCAAAAGUGUGCGAAGAAAACAACUCCGUGACACGAGAUCUAACCUUACUGCAAGGAUUUCUCCUGAGCCUCGAUGUUGGUCUUUGGAGUGGCAACAAGAGAAAGACAGAGUUGGCAGAAAGUCAAGCCUUAGUUGUCGUAACGAUGUGCCGACGAGCCAGUCGUAUGCUACGCUCAAGUUACCAAACCAUCCGUCCUUUGGAAUCGGAUACCGGAAGAGUUCUUGAGCAGAAGUGGCGAGCUUGGGCUGAACAAGAAUCGUUGAAGCGGCUCAUCUUCCAUCUCUUCAUCCGUGAUGCCCAGACAAGCAUGUGCCUUGUAGUCCCAACUAUCAUUUCAUAUGCGGAACUCACCCUACCUCUGCCUCUUCCGAACGCCCUCUUUCUGGCUCCGACCGCCACAGCCUGGAAAGCAUUAUACCCAUCGGAAAGCCUGACCGAUCGUAUUCCAUCACUUCCUCAAUGUCUUUACGACCUCUCUCCUCUAAACGCGCCCGGGGCACAUCACCAGCUCGACAUACCACUUUGUCUAUCACUGGUUGCAUAUGGGAUGUGGGGCUUGAUCCUCGAGUUUCGUACCCUGAACUCGGUGCUCAAGGCACAUCCAUCUCCUAACCAAUCUUACGGCUCUAAUGCUUUGGUCAUCGGGCACAGACACCAAGAGCUCUGCCAAUUGUUGCAACACUUCACAGUCUCACUUCCUAGCACCAAUGUGCAGGUUUCCAGUCGCCAAGCAAAAGCUUUUCCUACUAGUACCCUCGAAUCUCAAAUUCUAGCAUCUCUCCUCCUUACUCAUUUGCAUGUAUCUUUCAAUGAUAUCCAAUUGUUUGCUGGUAGGGAAGGAGAUGAAGAGGCUAGAAGAGUGUAUCCUGGCCUCCAAACCUGGGUAGAAAGUCGGGAAGCUCGAACUGCGCUAUGGCAUGCUGGGCAAGUCGUGCGCUACGCAAAAAUGCUCGGGGGAGCAAGGGAAUUUCUUGCCGUCGCUGUGUAUCACGCAAGUCUGACAUUCUGGGCUUACGGAGUACUGAGACUAGGGGGCGAGAGAAUUCACACUGUUGGCCAUUCUUCUAGCGAUGAAAACUUGCUGGUCUGGCUGGACGGCGACGAAGUGGAAGAUGUGAAGAGAUUCGUGGCAUUAGGAAGCGGGAUGCCAUGUUUCUCGGCUGCUGGGAAAGUCGCUAGACUCUCGGAACCAGAGAAAGUGAUGAGCGCUAUCAUCAACGUGCUGAAAGGCAUAGAUGACCAAGAGUCUGCUAGAAACGAACAGACAGCAGUGCCUCCCUUGGUGGAGAAUCUCAGCCAGUUAAUCACGGAGCUAGGAAGCGCAGCUAGGGCUGUCAUGAGCAAUUGAUAGCGUCAUUUUGUGCAUCAUUUGCGGCGGGCCGAUAUUGAUGCCAUUGCAAAUGCAGGUCCCUAAAUUCUACAAUCUACAACGACCACCCAGCAUCAAUGAUAGCAUUCGAGCCAGUCACAGUCUUGCUCUUGGCAAAACACAAUACUUGCUCUGCAACGUCUUCGACCGUAGCGAAACGAUUCAACUUGGUCUUAGCUUUGGAAGCCUCCAGCCUCUCUGGGGAAAACUUCAACCCCCAUUCCUGUGUGUGUUAGUCUCCGUCAUAAGGGUAUUCAGUCGACAUACUGUGAGCAAUAGACCUGGAGACACAGAGUUCACUCUGAUGUUUGGGCCGGAGAUGGUGGCGAGGGUCUUGACUAGGUGAAGCUGUGCGGCUUUGGUUACGGAGUAUGCCUAGCCAUUGAUUAGCGAGCUUACUGUGAAGACGAAGAUGGAGAGGGCUGGUCAUCCUUCGCGUAUUGACCUGUCCGUAGAACGCUUUACGAUGAAAGCAACUCACAAUAGAACUACCGCUAGGCUUGACACCAGCCAAACUAGCCGUUGUAAUGAAACAUCCUUCAGAUGCUUCCAAGUGUUUCUUCGCAGCGUGGAACAACCACAAAUGCGACUUAACAUUCAUA
Messenger RNA from Cadophora gregata, 3466 nucleotides. RefSeq lists its product as uncharacterized. Lineage: Eukaryota; Fungi; Ascomycota; Leotiomycetes; Helotiales; Ploettnerulaceae. Gene Ontology annotation, molecular function: DNA-binding transcription factor activity, RNA polymerase II-specific; DNA binding; zinc ion binding. The coding region runs from base 93 to 2843 and encodes 916 amino acids. Gene Ontology annotation, biological process: regulation of DNA-templated transcription; DNA-templated transcription. The record is from RefSeq and is a predicted model, not a curated record. The transcript has 7 exons.